AUGCAAAAUUCUGUCCUCCUUUAUGUCACUGUCGAUCGGCCGGCUAUCGAAAUAUCGCAUCUGGUUGACGCUUUGAAUGAGCCAAACAGACAGUUCACUGCGGUCUACAACCUUCCUGAUGUCAUCGAAGUCGCUCCACAUGCACAUCAAAUGAUUAUCGGAGCACCAGUCAGUAGUCUCGUGGCCUUGCAACUAGACUGGGCUGAGGAGCAUCAUAUAUCAUCCGUGACAAAUCACAAUGUUUCACUUUUCAUAGUCGCGGACGAGCUUUCACUGCCUACAGUCCUCCCGCGUACUGUGCAAGUAGUGUAUUUGGUUGAGAAUUCUGACUCCACUGAAACUCGAUUUGAAUCGUUACGAACCUUGGUACCUGACGCUAUAAAAGUCUUCACUACUAUCGAUGGCGGCCAGCAAGGUUGGGAUGAGUUCAUGGACUUAGCACGAUCGAAUGGGGGGUCCUCCCUGAAUUAG
Penicillium lagena is the source of this 471-nucleotide messenger RNA. RefSeq lists its product as uncharacterized. NCBI's taxonomy places the organism in Eukaryota, Fungi, Ascomycota, Eurotiomycetes, Eurotiales, Aspergillaceae. The record is from RefSeq and is a predicted model, not a curated record. The transcript has a single exon. The coding region runs from base 1 to 471 and encodes 156 amino acids.